AUGAUUUUGGGGUUUUCACAAAGAUUUCUUACAAAACAAGUUAAUAAAUGCGUUAAUAUAUUACAAGAAUUACUACUUUUAGGCACUUAUCAGAUAGUUGCAAAAUUGGGAACAUAUGUCAUUGAAGGUAAAGUGAUAUCUGACAGCAAUAUUGGUGAAAAAGCUUUUAUUUCUAGGUUAUCAUUGACUUCUUCAGAUAAAAGAAUUCCAUUCAAAUUUCAACGUAGACAGUUUCCAGUGGUUGUUUCCUUUGCUAUGACGAUCAACAAGAGUCAGAGUCAGUCACUUAAACAUGUUGAGGAGAAUGAUAAUGAUAUUUUCAUGGAGCAUGCGUCUCAUGAAGGCCUUGAUUCGAGUUCUCGUAUAGGUCCUGAAUACCAGGCGAAAAUUCCUUCCGUUAUUAAGAAAUCAGAGCGGUGUUCACUUCGAAUGAAUCUUGCUGAUUCAUUAGCUGUGCAUGAUAAAUCACUUUCCUUUGCAAUUGGUUUGCCCAUCCCAGUCACAUGGAUACACAAUGAAACGGAGGAUAGUGGACAUGAAGAGUUGCGAUAUCAUGGAGACAUCAACUCAUGUCAAUUGGCUCCUGGCAUAUUGAGUAGCUCCUGGAGUGAUGCUGAUACAAAAAGUUUUCUACUUGGUUUGUUUAUUUUCGGGAAGAACUUUGUUCAGAUCAAAAGAUUCUUAGACAACAAAGAGAUGGGAGAAAUACUUUCAUUUUACUAUGGAAAGUUUUACAAAACUGAUGGAUAUCGUAGAUGGUCAGAGUGCAGGAAGAAAAAAGGGAGAAAAUGUAUGAUAGGCCAUAAACUUUUUACUGGUCCGAGGCAGCAUGAACUGUUGUCCCGCUUGAUUCCUCAUGUCUCGGAAGAAUCUCAAGAUACUUUGUUACAGGUUUCUAAGUCAUAUGUGGAGGGCACAACUUCUCUAGAAGAAUACAUAUCUUCUUUGAAGUCUAUGGUUGGAAUUGGUGUUUUUGUUGAAGUAGUAGGUAUUGGCAAUGAGAAGGGAGACCUUACUAGGCUUGGCGUGGAACAUGGGAAGAACAGUCGGGCGUCUUCAGCUCCAACCAGCAAAGCUUUGUCUUCUCUUGGACCGAGUGAUAUAAUACAGUCUUUAACAGGAGGAUAUCGGCUUAGCAAAACCAAAAGUACUGAACUCUUUUGGGAAGCUGUUUGGCCCCGCUUACUGGCAAGAGGUUGGCACUCUGAGCAACCAAAGUAUCGAGGCUAUGUGACCUCCAAAGAUUAUCUGGUUUUUCUUGUUCCGGGAGUUGAGAAGUUUUCGAGGAGAAAACUUGUGAAAGGUGAUCAUUACUUUGAUUCUGUUAGCGAUGUCUUGAGCAAAGUAGUAGCUGAACCGAAUAUUCUUGAGCUUGAAGAAGAAGAAGCAGCAGCUAAUGUUGGUAGCUUCAAUGAGGAAGACACAGAAAAGGGAUCAAAUGAAGAUGAUUUAUCCGAUGAUCAUCGUCAAUGUUACCUCAAGCCCCGAUCUUCUACUUACAAAAAAGAUCAUAUCAAAUUCAUGGCUAUUGAUACCAUUUUGGUGCAUGGCGGAAAACCAUCUGAUUUAAGGAAAUUGAAACCUGUUCCUGUCAAUGCAGUGGGUAAAGUUGAGAUGGGGUCCUUUGAGGAGAAUGAUAAUGAUAUUAUCAUGGAGGAUGCAUCUUAUGGAGUCCAUGAUUUGAGUCAUCGAAUAGGUCCUGAGUACCAGGCGGAAAUUUCUUUUGUGAUUAAGAAAUCAGAGCAACUUCGAAUGAAUCCUGCUAAUUCAGAAUCUGUGCAUGAUAAAUCAUGUUCCCUUGAAAUUGGUUUGCCCAUCUAA
This is a messenger RNA of Trifolium pratense (red clover), 1821 nucleotides long. RefSeq lists its product as uncharacterized. The coding region runs from base 1 to 1821 and encodes 606 amino acids. Lineage: Eukaryota; Viridiplantae; Streptophyta; Magnoliopsida; Fabales; Fabaceae. Gene Ontology annotation, cellular component: nucleus. The record is from RefSeq and is a predicted model, not a curated record. Gene Ontology annotation, molecular function: transcription corepressor activity. The transcript is spliced from 4 exons.